Limanda limanda (common dab) is the source of this 2669-nucleotide messenger RNA. RefSeq names its product rho family-interacting cell polarization regulator 1-like. Bases 233 to 2398 code for a protein of 721 amino acids. The record is from RefSeq and is a predicted model, not a curated record. NCBI's taxonomy places the organism in Eukaryota, Metazoa, Chordata, Actinopteri, Pleuronectiformes, Pleuronectidae. The transcript has 17 exons.
AGAAGGACAGCGCCCAGAAGAAGUAAAACCUCCGCAAACUGUGCGGAGCAUCGUGCUGGAAAUGCGGCGUUUGUCUCCGGGUGGUCGGACAUUAAAUCACAGGACAUGUCUUUUGGUUUGUUGAAGCCUCAGUGCCACACUCAGCUCCACAAGCAUGCGACAGUAGUGACAGUAUCUCUCCGUUCAGCAGCACCGUUUGAUCCCAGAGAAACGUGCCUUGUAAGGAAGCAGGAUGUUCACAGGAUCCACCAAACUGCCACCCGCUAAAACUCCCCAGCCCGAGCGGCUGGAUGAAGUGUACGCUGCCUUACGCAGAGGCUUACAGUCCUACCUGCAGGUCCACCAGCUGGAGCUGGACAGUCUGGGUCAGCAGAUCAGAGAAAACAAGAGGAAUGGUCGCCUGGGGUCAUUGUAUGAGCUGGAUAAGCAAGUGAAAGCCAUCGAGAGGUUCAUGCGCCGCUUGGAAUUCCACCUCAGCAAGGUCGAUGAGCUGUACGAUGCGUACUGUAUACAGCGGCGACUGCGUGAUGGAGCGUGCAAGAUGGUGGCGGCGUUUAACUCCGCCACUGGCAGCAAGGAGGCCAGAGAGAGCCUGAGCGAAGCCAACAAGGGCUACAAGGAGUGCACAGAGCACAUGUGCUCACUUGAGAGUGAUUUAGAAAGCCAGAUGGGGGAAUUUCAUGUCAAAAUGAAGGGCCUUGCUGGCUUUGCCCGGCUGUGUGCUGGUGACCAGUAUGAGGUACUAAUGCGUUAUGGGCGUCAACGCUGGAGGCUACGAGGACGUGUGGAAGUCAGCGCGAAGCAGAUAUGGGACAGUGAGGAUUAUAUUUUCCUGCCUCUUGUCACAGAGCUGCUGUCAAUCAAGGUGACGGAGCUGAAGAGCCUGGCCAACCACGUGGUGGUGGGCAGCGUGUCCUGUGAAAUGCUCGACCUGUUCUGCCCACUCCCCCAGACGCUCGCCGUGGAUAUCAACGACCUCGGGACGGUCAAGCUAAACUUGGAGGUCACCUGGAGUCCGUUUGAUAAGGACGACCAGACAUCAUCCACCAGUACGGUUACUAAACGGCUGCUGUCCAAUCAGAGCCCUCCAGACACGCCCUCUAUGCGGGAGCAGGUGUUUUAUUCUCUGCUGAAGCGACAGGGAGAGAUGGACAACGGGACAGUCUGGUCCAACUCCUCUGAAUCCUCCGACGACUCCUCCAGUCCGGCGCUGGCUCAUCACGCUCAGAGGCUGACGGCCUCCAACAUGCUGCAGACCACUCUAACCAGUCAGCUGUCGCUCACACCGCGCAAGUCCAGCGCGUCAACGCCGUCGCUCUCGUCCAACCAAGAGGAGGACGAGACAGAAGCCGGGGAGGUCUUUUCUCAGACAGAUGCGGUGCCAAACGGCCAUCUGCAGACUUCCUGCUCUCACAGCCUUGUGGGCGAGAGCAGCCCGGACUGUAAUGUGUCUGACAGGGCGUCUCUGCAGUCAGCUGACCUCUCAGACACCUCAGCUUACCUGAGCUGCUCGUGCCCUGACGUCUCCUCUGUACCUCCUGUGUCGUUAGUGGAGAGAGCAGAUGUGCCUGACAGUGGCGUCCAACCGGUGUGUGUUUCAGCAGAGGCGGUAAAGGAUGAUCCCUGCGAGGUCUCCUCUUUACAGGCUGAAGCAGAAACAAAGGACAGCACCACUGAGGCACAGGGUGGAAACCAGCUAGAAGCAGCAGAGAAACGCAGUCAGCAUCACCCGUCCAGUCCGGAGCUCCAACAGGCCGAGGCCGCUCCUACGGUUUCUUUUCCUACUUCCUCUAGUUUCAUCCAGGAAGUUGAGACAGCCCUCGAAAGUUUUGACUUUCUCAACUGCUCUGACCUUGAUGAAGAAGAAGAAGAGCAACAAGUGAAAGAUGAAGGAGAAAAGGAGCAAGGAGCGAAAGACGAAGGAGAAAAGGAAGAGCAGAAAGAGGAGGGAGAAAAAGAAGAGGAGCAACGAGAGAAAGACGAAGGAAAAAAGGAAGAGGAGCGACAAGAGAAAGAUGAAGGAGAAAAGGAAGGGGACCAAGGAGAGAAAGACAAAGGAAAAAAGGAAGAGGAGUGUGGCCAAAAUGACAAGGUGGAAGAAGCAAAGGAUGAAGGGAAUUUCUACUCUGGUGGAAGCAGUGAUGACGAAGAGGAGGCAGGCGGCCUUGAGAUCCUCAUGGAAGCCCCAGAGGGAUUUAGGAACUCGGAUGAAGAUCGUUUCUCUGAAUCACAGGAGUCGAGUGUGGAAGACGUGCAGGAUUUGGGAAUGAUUGAACUACCUGAGGAUAAGGAGGAACCCAGCAAGGAAAAGGGAGAUGAACGACACGGAGAGGACGCAGCACAUGAUCAAGAGGAGCGUCCCUCCACUCCCAGCCAUUUGGCCACGACUGUCUUCUAAUGACACAGUGAAACCAUAGCGAAACCAUUUCUCCCGCUCUGUUCUGCUCCUGCCAUCUCCCUCCUCUCCCCCCGAGGGACCAGAGGCCAUGAGGAUGUCCCACUUACUGCUCAGACAAACAAGCUCCUCCAUUACGGCCGAGUUUGUGCACAUAUCUGCCUUGUUUGACAAAGAAUGAUAAACCUGGGGUUUGAUGAUAAACCCUCAGUCACAUCUAAAAGUCACGCCACACACACAGCCACAGAUACACACACACAGCCACAGAUACACA